UCGGGCGGGAAGGGGGAAGCGCGGAGGCUGCCUGACUAGAAUGAGGGUAGCUCCGGCGACUGAGGCGGCGGGAGCGGGGCCGGCCAUGGCGGUGUGGACACGGGCCACUAAAGCGGGGCUGGUGGAGCUGCUCCUGAGAGAGCGCUGGGUCCGAGUGGUGGCGGAGCUGAGCGGGGAGUGUCUGAGCUUGACGGGCGACGCCGCGUCAGCCGAGUCGGAGCCCACUCUGGGGCCGGCGGCGGCCGCCUUCAACGGCCUCCUGUCGGUGAAUGGCACGGACCUGCGCCAGGCCACCCACGACCAGGCCGUGCAGGCGCUGAAGCGCGCGGGCAAGGAGGUGCUGCUCGAGGUAAAAUUCAUCCGAGAAGUAACACCAUAUAUCAAGAAGCCAUCCUUAGUAUCAGAUCUGCCAUGGGAGGGUGCAGCUCCCCAGUCACCAAGCUUUAGUGGCAGUGAGGACUCUGGUUCUCCGAAACACCAGAACAGCACCAAGGACAGGAAGGUCAUCCCUCUCAAAAUGUGCUUUGCUGCUAGAAACCUAAGCAUGCCGGAUCUGGAAAACAGAUUGAUAGAGCUACAUUCUCCUGAUAGCAGGAACACGUUGAUCCUCCGCUGCAAGGAUACAGCCACAGCACACUCCUGGUUCAUAGCUAUCCACACCAACAUAAUGGCUCUCCUCCCACAGGUGUUGGCUGAGCUUAAUGCCAUGCUUGGUGCAACCAGUACUGCAGGAGGCAGCAAGGAAGUCAAGCACAUUGCCUGGCUGGCAGAACAGGCAAAGCUAGAUGGUGGGAGACAACAAUGGAGACCUGUCCUCAUGGCUGUGACUGAGAAGGACUUGCUGCUUUAUGAUUGCAUGCCAUGGACAAGAGAUGCCUGGGCAUCUCCAUGCCAUAGCUACCCUCUUGUUGCUACAAGGUUGGUUCAUUCUGGCUCUGGAUGUCGAUCACCUUCCCUUGGAUCUGACCUUACAUUUGCCACCAGGACAGGCUCUCGGCAGGGCAUUGAGAUGCAUCUCUUCAGGGUGGAGACACAUCGGGAUCUUUCCACUUGGACCAGGAUACUGGUUCAGGGUUGCCAUGCUGCCGCUGAACUGAUCAAGGAAAUCUCUUUAGGCUGCACAUUAAAUGGCCAAGAGGUAAGAUUCACUGUCCACUAUGAAAAUGGGUUCACUAUAUCAAGGGAAAAUGGAGGCUCCAGCACCAUAUUAUACCGCUACCCAUUUGAACGGCUGAAAAUGUCUGCUGAUGAUGGCAUCAGAAAUCUCUAUUUGGAUUUUGGUGGUCCUGAGGGAGAACUGACGGUGGACCUGCACUCUUGUCCAAAGCCGAUCGUUUUUGUGUUGCACACUUUCUUGUCGGCCAAAGUCACUCGCAUGGGACUGCUUGUAUGAGCAGCAAAAAGUCAGAAAAGAACCCUGACUGUCACAAGAAGUAUUUCCACCUCAAAAAAAAAAAAAAAAAAAAAGAAAGAAAGAAAAGAAAAAAAAAAAAAGCACAAAAAGAAA
This is a messenger RNA of Ictidomys tridecemlineatus (thirteen-lined ground squirrel), 1507 nucleotides long. Lineage: Eukaryota; Metazoa; Chordata; Mammalia; Rodentia; Sciuridae. The record is from RefSeq and is a predicted model, not a curated record.